Molecule: messenger RNA, 1184 nt
Organism: Archocentrus centrarchus (flier cichlid)
Lineage: Eukaryota; Metazoa; Chordata; Actinopteri; Cichliformes; Cichlidae
Gene: fis1
Product: fission, mitochondrial 1
Exons: 5
Coding region: 65-529 (154 amino acids)
Biological process (GO): autophagy of mitochondrion; mitochondrial fission; peroxisome fission
Cellular component (GO): peroxisomal membrane; mitochondrial outer membrane
Molecular function (GO): protein binding
Source: RefSeq, a predicted model, not a curated record
UUCUGAGGAUGACGUACACGUCAUGUGAGGAAACUGGGCGGGUCUUAACUCGGUUUCCGGAAACAUGGAGGCUGUGCUGAGUGAUGUGGUGGCUCCUGAAGACCUCAUAAAAUUUGAGAAGAAAUAUAACAGCGAGCUAGCGAAGGGUGCUGUGUCCAAAGAAACAAAGUUUGAAUAUGCCUGGUGUUUGAUCAGGAGUAAAUACUCAGGGGAUAUCAAGAAGGGGAUUGUCCUUUUGGAGGAACUCGUUCAGAAAGCAUCGAAGGACGACUCCCGGGACUAUUUGUUCUACCUUGCAGUGGCCAACUACAGACUCAAAGAGUAUGAAAAAGCUCUCAAGUACAUCCGCACUCUCCUAAGGAACGAGCCGGGGAACAAGCAGGCUCUGGAGCUGGAGAAGCUCAUCGAUAAAGCUUUAAAGAAAGAUGGCCUUGUGGGCAUGGCGAUUGUCGGGGGGAUCGGUCUAGGCGUGGCCGGUUUAGCGGGCCUCAUCGGCUUGGCCGUGUCAAAAGGAGCCGCCAAAUCCUAACCUGGGUGUAGGACGGCGUGUCUUCAUUAUGCUGGACUCAUACACUGACCGACCUGCAUAAAAAGAAAAAUAAAGCUUUUGCGUUGAAAGCUUGAAAGGUAUAUAAUUUUGAUUUGAGGGUGAGUGAAAAAUGCCAGUUUUCAAAUUUUAACAGGGUUUCAAAUCAUCAUAAGUACAUUUAUUCACACACUAAUAACCUGUCACUUUCUCAUUUCUAAUGUAAACAAAUGAGAACAGAUGAGGUGCCAUUUAACCUUCAUGUAAUUUUCAUGGUGUGCACUUCAGCCUAAAUUUGUUGACAUUUACAGUUUGUAAAAAUAAUCUUUCCAAAAGCAUCAUUUUGUUUCAGUUGUUUGCUGCGUUGAUUUUGAAGCGUUACAGAAAGUGUUACUGAUGAAGCGGAAAGUGAAGCUUGUAAUCCAAAUGGGAACAGAAUCAUUUGUUUGGUGAUGUUGCUGCUGCAGCUGCUGCAGAGGCAGCGAGCAGAUGUUUGUAUUUACUUUGGACGUGAUGUUUCUUCUGAAUAAAACUUUAAGGGAUGCAAUACUUGUAAUGGAUAUUAAACUGUUUUUCGUUGUGUAUAGAACAUUUCCUAACAUUAAUAUUAACAGAUUGUGUUUUCCAGCUCAAUAAAUAAAAGGAUUUUGAAAUGAGA